AAACGCACAAUUUAAUCGGCAGGUGAGCUACCACCGAUGCCGAUUAGUAAAUGAAAUGCAACCGUGCGCCCAAACCCCAACACUAAAAAGUUUUUUUUUUAUUGGCCAAAUCGGGAUAAAAUAAAGUCAAAAUAAAGCACGAUAUUCGAGUGCGCCGACCGCAGCGUAGCGAACCGAGAGCCCCAAUUAAAUUCCGAUCGUUAACUGGACAGGACGCGGAUCCGCAGGCGGUGCGAUGAGUGUCCUGGCGUAUCCACGUACCAACGACGAGGAGAUUUUCCGUCACUGCACCAAGGACUGCGGAAUGGUGACGGCCACGGAGGACUUCCAGUACUUUGCCCUGCGAUGCAUCUUCUGCAGCGAGAAGUUCCUCUACUUCGACUCCUUUAUCGGCCACAUGCAGACAGUUCACCUGGGCGACCAGUCCGUGGCAAAUACCGCCGCCGCCUCCCGUCACUCUUUCAAUCUCGGCGAGCCCAUGUCCCUGUCCAGUCGCAACGGGGAUCUGCUCAACUUCCACGAGAUUGAAGACUUAACGGACGCAGACACGGCGCUGCUGGAGCCCCAGAUGGUCAUCAAACAGGAGCUCCAGGAUCUGCCUUGCAGCGAUGAUGAUGUGGUCGCGGACGAGGACGACGAUGACGAGCACCGGAUACACGAUUCCGAGGCUGGCGAGGAUGAGGACGAGGCAAUACUACCCGAAAGCGAUGUACCGGUGGUCAGUUCAAAGACGCGAGCUCGCAAAAAGGUCACAAAGCAGCGCCAGAGGGACAUAUCUAGCGAGGUUCUCAUCGCCGGCGACGGCGAUUCCUCCAUGGACGACUACGGUGAUCCGGAUCACAGCUAUAUGGACGACAAUUCCGGGGAGUAUAUGGACUUUGCGGGAUUCGACGGCGGUAACCACAGUGGCUUUGGACCCGAAUCGGACUUUCUCAGCUAUGAUGAGAUGGUGGAAGAGUCCCUGCUAGGACGCGACCGGGAGGUUACGAUGCACAUCAAGGACCGCAAGAUGAUCCAGUUUCUCAUCCACUCGUAUCAGCGCAACCCCUUUCUGUGGGACCACGGCAAUGCACAGUUCCGGGAUCGCGUGAAGCGCGCCCGCUUCCUCGACUGGAUUGUGCUGGAGUUCAAGAGCAGGUUUAACAUUUCGCUGGCCAAGGACGCAAUCACCCGCAAGUGGGACAACCUGCGGACGGUGUACAAGCGGGAGUGCAAUCGUAUGGCCCUGGAGAAGACCAACAUCAGUACGCUGUGGUACUUCAAGGAGCUGCAUUUCCUCAAUGAGGUAUACAGCUACAACGAUAAGAUGUCCGAUGCUGUUGUUAAGGAAACCUCUUAUCGCCGCCGCUUCUCGGCCAUCUGGAACGAUACGUCAACCGCCAAGCUGCUGAGCAUGGUGAAGCGGUACCAGUGCUUUUACAACCGCUUCGAUCCCGACUACCGCAGCAAGGAGCGACGCGGCGAGGGACUCCACCAGAUGGCCAUUGAACUGCAGCAGCUGAUCGAUGUGACCACCAUCCAGAUCUCGAAGCGCAUUUCCCAGCUGCGUUUCGACUACUCCAAACAGAAGAUGGAACGCCUUAAUAGCGAGCGGCUGGGCAAGAAAUUCAUUGCGAACUAUCUGUACUACGAUCAGAUGCACUUUAUGGACGAUGACAUUCCGCCGUUCAAGUGCGCACACUGUCCGGAAAUAGUGCAAACACUCAGGGAACUGGACCUCCACAUGCUCACCCACCAGCCCAGUUUGGGUGGCGGUUACUAUUGCAAUAUCUGUAGCAUACAGUUCCAUAAUGCCGAGGAGUUCGACAGCCACAAGCAGCUGCAUUUGGGCGGCGUAACCGAUAUUAAGUUCAACUGCGAAUUGUGCACGGCCAGCUUCCGGGAGAAGGACAACUAUGAUGAGCACCUGCGGCGCCAUAACGAGGAGCUGUUUCUGCCCUCGCUGGCGCUGAAUCACAGCAUCAUGGAGGGCGGUCUAGGGGAUGACGAGAUCGGAGUCGAGGGCGAGGAAUCCAGAGGCACCGGCCGUCGUCGAAGAAGGACGCACGCUGCUAAGGCAACCGAUGAAAUGGUCGACGAUGAUGAUCAAAUGGGUGGAGGUGGAGGCAGUGACAUUGCCAAGCCGUAUGGAUGCGAUGUGUGCCGACGCAGUUUCGCCACGCCCGGCCACUUGAAUGCGCAUCGAAUUGUCCACCAGGAUGAGCGGGAGCGGUGCUAUAAAUGCGACUAUCCGCAGUGCAAUAAAUCGUUUGUGGCGCGCAACAGCCUGUUCGAGCACCUGAAGCAGCACUACAGCAACGAGGAGUUUAAGUGCGACAUUUGUGGCAAGACGUUCAAAUCGACAAAGAAUCUGCAGAACCACAAGCAGAUCCACGAUAAAAUCAAGCGCUACGUCUGCCAGAUAUGCGGAUCGGCGUUCGCCCAGGCGGCCGGCCUCUAUCUGCACAAACGUCGCCACAAUCGACCCAAUGGUGCCGUCGGCGCUGUUGGGCGAUCGGGUCGUAGCAGUCUGUGAGAUAGGGACUGGGAGAGGGACAAGGACAAGGACUGGUCCAAGGCCAAGAGCCGCGGAAGGGGACGCGGACGUGGCCGUGGGCGUGGUCGCUAUGUCAAAUAGUUUUACAUGUAACUGAUACUGCAACUGCAACUGUAACGUCUUUAAAUUGCCAGCAACUUAGGCAGCUUAGUUAGCUUUCUUAAUAUUAGUUUUAGACUCACUCAAUGUUCAGUCCUAUUUGCAAUUUGAUUCAGUUGAAAGCAAUGCCAGUGAACUGAAAUUACGCAGUUUUCGCGACUAAACUAUUUUUCACUGUCAAAAUGAAUAACUUUGCAUGCAGCUAUCUUACAAAUAUCGUAUUUGUAUCUCUUAUUUUGUCUGAAUCGAAAUCGCGAACAGGGUCUCAUGUAUUAUUUUGUUUUAUAUAUUAAUUAUCGACGCUAACCCUAAUUUAAUAGUAUUCUAUUUGAAUCCACUUACCUGUAGUCGUACUUAAACGCAAAAAGUAUUUAACAACGCCCAUGAAUGCAAAUUUAGUUCUAAGCAAAUUAUCAAACACUUCCUUCGACUUCCCAAUGAUUCUUAAGUAAGUUCAAAUAGACAGAGAACGAGAUAGGAAGGGCCAGAAAGAGAGGGCUAUAGAGGUACUUUUAAUUUAAUUAUAACAAAUGCUUAACAUUUCAGUGCCAAUUGCGAGUUCUCCCCAGACACAAACAGCAUUACAAUCUGAUUAUUUAUGUAAGAAUUGUAUACAUUCCUCCCCGUCCCGCGAAAAUCGAUGUGAGCGAGUAGAUGCAUUCCAGAACUAAGUAUUUCAUAAAGUAUUCUAUGUACUAACUAUAUAUUUAUACGCAAGAACCACAACUUCAGCAGCCAAUUGCCAUCAAACUGAUAGACCGAACCGGAAGCCCCAGCAACUUAGGCCGAUAAUUAACAGCAAUAACUAAGUUACUAAGCAUCUAUGUUUAAGCCACUCAAUGCGAAAUACACCCACAAACUUAAUGUACUGCACGGUGCGUGGCCAUUGCCAUUGCUAUUGCCCAAUGGCCACCAAACGCACCCUCCGCGAACGACUGAAUCUGUAAUAAACUUCGAGGCGAGUUAGGUUCUCGAAAAUAUCGCGCCACUUCGUCCUUCGUAACUUUAACCUAUCGUACAUAAAUGUAAUCCUAUUUGUAAAUAUAUAACUCAAGCAGGCCGAAUAACUAAUAACAGCAUACGUAGCUAUAGCCAUGGCAAUAUAGCAUACGAAAACGAGAGCCCAGAGCCCAGCGCCCAGUUGGGUGAAGCUUCAUUAAAGCCUAAGUUCAUUUAGCACAAUGCACAGAGCAUCCGGCUCGGGAGCUAACUCAUUAAUGCGAAAUUAACCAAAAUCCAAGACCGCUUAUCAAGGUCCGUCGGCUUCCUUUGGAUUUGGGCGAGCAUUCAAACAAAUUGUGAAAUAGUUAACAGAAGUGAGAGGAGACGAAAAACAAAAGGCGAAAAUACAAAACAAUUUAGAGCCAGAGCGAGAUUAAUAAUCACAAGAAUCGUAACAAAAGUGCGCUUCCAGGAGAAUCAGACGGAAAACUACAAAAAAAAAAAAAAAAAACACACAACCUACAAAACAAGCAAAAAGAAACUCAUCCGAUAAAGAACGAAAUAUUUAAACAAAGUAGUAUCGUAAUGAAUAUUUUAAACCGUAAGAAGCGUCUUCUAAACGUGUAAAUUAAAUAAGAGACAACAGAAGCAAAUCACAAUUUUAUUUAUCCUAGUAAUAUCAAAUGAGAUUUUAGUACCAUACAAUAUAUACACACGCGUAUUCGAAGUAUUCUCGAAUAAAUAGGUUUAAAUAAUUUAAAAAAUAAA
Drosophila erecta is the source of this 4345-nucleotide messenger RNA. Its product is annotated as putative zinc finger protein 840. Gene Ontology annotation, biological process: regulation of transcription by RNA polymerase II. The record is from RefSeq and is a predicted model, not a curated record. Gene Ontology annotation, cellular component: nucleus. Bases 236 to 2515 code for a protein of 759 amino acids. NCBI's taxonomy places the organism in Eukaryota, Metazoa, Arthropoda, Insecta, Diptera, Drosophilidae. The transcript has 3 exons. Gene Ontology annotation, molecular function: RNA polymerase II transcription regulatory region sequence-specific DNA binding; DNA-binding transcription factor activity, RNA polymerase II-specific.